CCGGGGCAGGUAGUGACAGACACACUCUAUUUACCUAUUUCAACGAUUUAAACGUUUCAAAACAUCGAUUUGGCAACCGCGAAGUAACUUGUCACCGAUUGUCACACAACGAAACAUAAAUGAGACUACUUUUAACGACAAUUUCGUAGAACAUUGAAUUUUAUUGGCAAUUUAGUAAAAUGCAGUUUCUUGGGGAAAAUGGCGCCGUUCAGAAUGGUUUGAUAUUUAAAAAGCUUAAAGAGUCCAAAACGGAUAGUUUUCAAUUAGCUGGAGCGUCGCUCUAUGCUGGUAAUGUGAGGUAUAUGUCCUGUCACUAGGUGCCCCGGGCUGGGGCACCAAGUGACAAGUGCAGAGGUCUGCGGGAAGCUAUGUAAAUAAUAGAAAUAGGUGUUGUCAAAACGCCACAACAUGUUAUUUCGAUCAAGGAAGGAUCAAAGCAACCUUCUGAGGUGUAAGUAGAUUCAUUUCUCGCACAGUAUCGAAGUGAGUGCCAAAAUCCAAAAAGUGUCACUAGGUGCCCCACCCUCCCUUACAGUUUGAGAGCAGCCUUGACUUUUGCUACGACCUUUUCACCAUAAGAUUUUCUUUUUCUCAACUUGGCUUCCGAUACUGGAGAAAAUCCUAGAGCUGAAAGCCAAGUGUUCAGCCCAUCAAUCUUUUCUAAGAAUGGUUCAUCUGUUGGUUGUGCUUGUCCAGUGGUGUCGUUGUUGCUGGUACUGGAUGGUGUGGAAGGUGGAGCUGGCGGCAGGGAUGAACCAACACUUGGAGAUGAAGUCACAGGUUAAGUGGCUGAUAAGAGGAUGCGCUGGUAAGGGCGCCCCUGUUCGCGGCCCAGAGUCGCUGAAGCGCGCUGACAACGCGGGCGCGAAAACCGAGCCAUCCUCAGAAAACGUUGCCAUGACAUCAGAUCGAGUUCACAUCACUCCUCCAGCCGCCUGCUUCGGCACGCGCCACGCCCAGACCAUCCUCCUGGCCGUGUCCUCCUUCACUAUCUACAUGCUGCGCGUCAACCUCAGUGUAGCAAUCGUGGGCAUGACCGCGAUGGACAACGGCAUCCGGAGCAACUCAAGCGAAGACGGGAACGCGACUACCCCGGCACCCCUGCAUGAGGUAUACGAUUGGGACGAGAAGACGCAGGGCCUGGUGCUGAGCUCCUUCUUUUGGGGCUACAUGAUCACCCAGGUGCCUGCUGGCGUCCUGACGCAGCGCCUCGGUGGUCACAAGUUCCUGACCUGGGCACUGUUCUCCACCAGCCUGCUCUGCAUCCUGCUUCCUCCAUGCGCCUACCUCGGCGGCUGGUGGCUCGUGUGCCUCAAUCGGAUGCUGCAGGGGGUCACUCAGGGUUGCGUGUACCCAUCGAUCUUCACGAUGAUGGGCUUAUGGAUGCCCCCGGCGGAGCGAUCUUUAAUGUCGGGCAUCAUCCUUGGAGCGCAGACGAUGGGGCCGGUGGUGGCCACGCCCCUGGCUGGGCUUCUCGUCGCCAAGUGUGGCUGGCCGUCCGUCUUCUACUCGUACGGCGCGAUGGGCUUCGUGUACUCCCUGGUCGUGAUGCGGUACUGCGCCGAAUCGCCCACUGCCCACAAGACAAUCACCCUGGAGGAACGCGCCUACAUCGUGGCGUCACUCGGUAGCAGCAAGGAUAAGAUGCCCACUCCAUGGGGGCCUAUGUUGCGGAGCAUCCCUGCCUGGGCAGCCAUUUGGACCAUGGCAUUGCAGGGUGGCGUGUUCCUGGCCUUCCUUACGAAGAUCCCUACGUAUCUCAGCACCGUCCUCAAGUUUGAGAUGAAAGAGAAUGGCGUUUUGACAGCGCUGCCCUACUUGCUGUCAUGGUUUCUCAGUUUUCCCUUCGGAUGGUCGUGUGACAAGCUGGUGAGCCGGGGUUACCUUUCACUGACGGCCGCUCGGAAGGUGUACAACUCAAUAUCACACGUCGGCAGUGGGGUAGCCAUCCUCGCGCUGGGCUUCUGCAACGACCCCAACACGUCCGUGGUGCUGCUCAUCUUAAGCAUAGGCGUCAUGUCUGCCUCGUACCCUGGAGUUCAAGCGAACUUCAUGGACCUUUCGCCGAACUAUUCUGGCACAAUUUUCAGUAUAUCCAACUUCCUGUCGGCCGUUUGCGGUGUUUUCGGACCAAUCAUCAUAAGUUUCAUAGUCACUGAAAAGGGCUCAGUAUCCCAGUGGAGAACGGUGUACUGCUUGCUGUCUGCAGUCAUGUUCCUCAGCAACCUAGUCUAUGUAUUUUACGGAAGCGCAGAAGUUCAACCGUGGAAUGACCCGUCAGAUAAUCACAAUAAAAUCAGGGGCACCAAAACGGACGAGGAAAAGGAGGAAGGCGAGAAGUUGGCAUCCAUAACGUGAGAAGAAGGAAAAUCGUGACGGCUGCUCAACAGAAAUGGAUCCGCAUGCAUUUGUGGCUCGACACCCCUUCUACGUGCGAGGGUUGUUCACCUCGAGUUGCACCACAGGUGUGAAAAGAAGAUAAGCAGGACAAAACCGUCAUCCGGGCGGGCCUGAGUGCACUGUUUGGACUUGAUGACUCAGGUGCUGCGCGUAACAGUGACCUUACUUACCCUCUGAAAAAUAGUAGUGGUUUCCAGAAACACUUACGUGAGAAAAGACACGGCCUUCGCAUCUAGGAUUCGGCUUCGAAAUCAUAAGCAGGCCCUAUAGUUUAUGUUUCAGUCAGACAUUUCAGGUACUCUAGCAAAUUUAUUUACUUUUCCAAACGGAACUGUUGCGAAGUUCAAAAGAAAGUAGAACCCUCUCCAAACAUGCAGUCCAAGGAGAAAAACCUUUAAAGAGGACGUGAAUGAACGUGCUGUGGGUAGUUUUUGCGCAUAAAAGUGUAAAACAAAUCAAAUAAAGAGAAAGUAUUUUCAUUUUUUCAUUACUUAGCCGUUAAAUUGACCCCGUACAUCGAUACAAAAUGUGUCAAGAAAGGUAAACUCGCGUGCAACAGUAGUUGGGUGUUUGCGGCUGCCAAGGCCAUGUUUGCGUCGCCUCGUCUUUCCGCUCCUUUCCGCCGCGACGCGAUGGAGUAAAUCAGUCAGGGCAGGUCGCGUUGUGGCCCCGCCUGAGCGAUAAGAGAAAGAGGCAGGGAGGAACUUUCCAGGGACAUUGCAUCAACCAGUGUCCGUCUCAACGCCGUUAUUAAAAAUGAAAAAUGGUUGACUCUACUAGAAAGCCAAACGUGGUCCACAGCGCGAGAAGCCAGAGAUAUUGCCAUAUGAGUUUAGAAAGUAAUAGAUUGCUUUUUCAAUUGUGUGACCCAAGCGUUAAGUUCAAACAUGAGACGGAAGCCAUAAUGUGUCAAUUUAGCCCAAAAUAGUGAAAAGCCCCCCAAUUUCAACCCAACUGAUUUUUUUUUCUCCUUUCCUGUACAUGGGGCCCUCAGCAGGCUCUUGGUACACUAACAGGGGAGUCUUUCAAAAAAAUUUCAGCCAAAUCCAUGAAGACGUCUUUUUCGAUAUUUGCAGAUUUUAUUUAUUUUUUUGUAAAAAUUGUUCACCAAAAUUACAAAAAAA
Messenger RNA from Thrips palmi, 3524 nucleotides. RefSeq names its product putative inorganic phosphate cotransporter. The record is from RefSeq and is a predicted model, not a curated record. NCBI's taxonomy places the organism in Eukaryota, Metazoa, Arthropoda, Insecta, Thysanoptera, Thripidae. The coding region runs from base 667 to 2358 and encodes 563 amino acids. The transcript has 11 exons. Gene Ontology annotation, biological process: transmembrane transport; monoatomic anion transport. Gene Ontology annotation, cellular component: plasma membrane. Gene Ontology annotation, molecular function: transmembrane transporter activity.